UCAGAGGCGGGGUUCCGCAGUCGCCCGGACAUGGCGGAUGGUGGAGGCUGGCGGCCGCCGCGCCCCUGCGAAGUCUACCGCGCGGAGUGGAAGCUCUGCCGCAGCGCCAGACACUUCCUGCACCACUACUACGUCCACGGCGAACGGCCGGCCUGCGAGCAGUGGCGGCGCGACCUGGCCAGCUGCCGGGAGUGGGAGGAGCGCCGGAGCGCGGAGGCCCAGCAGUCCCUCUGUGAGAGCGAGCGUGCAAGAGUCCAGGCUACACGGAAGCACGCCCUGGUGUGGGCCCUGAGGCAGAGCCCUCCUGCAGACUGGCACCUCCCUCUACCACAAGAGGAGAAAGACCAGUGAUGAGCACUCCGGAACAGCUUCCUCUCAUCUGUUUCAAGUGGGGCUGUCGCCCUAAGGACAGUGACCGGCUCAGUCUAGGACCACUUCUUCAGAAGCAGAGCUCUCCGCUCACUCUCCUCAAAGGGAAGCUCCACAGGAGGCCGCUGUCUGGGAACAUACAAAUCCAAAGGUGUAAAGCUGGGAAGCACCGAUCUCACUGGCGAGGUAG
Lutra lutra (Eurasian river otter) is the source of this 559-nucleotide messenger RNA. It is a transcript of the gene C12H22orf39, whose product is annotated as chromosome 12 C22orf39 homolog. The transcript has 4 exons. Bases 31 to 351 code for a protein of 106 amino acids. Lineage: Eukaryota; Metazoa; Chordata; Mammalia; Carnivora; Mustelidae. The record is from RefSeq and is a predicted model, not a curated record.